This is a messenger RNA of Camellia sinensis, 500 nucleotides long. The record is from RefSeq and is a predicted model, not a curated record. NCBI's taxonomy places the organism in Eukaryota, Viridiplantae, Streptophyta, Magnoliopsida, Ericales, Theaceae.
UUGCAAUCCAGUGUUGCUGCCACUAUCAUGCUUCUCUGAUUAUUUUUUUUCCAAUUCUGUUUCUUUAUUAGGUGCCUGACAUCACUACUGCUUUGAUGGAUGCGAAGCUUGGCACGGAAGGGCGCAAGGAUCUUUUUGAUUGGCUAUCAAGGCAACUUAGUGGAUUAAGCAAUUUUCCUAAUGCUGUAAAUCUGCUAAAACCAACUGCUUCUGCUAUGACAGAUAAAUCAGCAGAUGUUCGUAAAGCAGCUGAAGUAUGCAUUGGUGAAAUUUUCAGAGUCUGUGGUCCUGAUGCAGUGACCAAGAAUUUGAAAGAUAUUCAAGGACCUGCCUUAGCUAUUGUUCUUGAACGACUAAAGCACUCUGGGGCUUUUCAAGAAACAUUUGAAGUGGCUAAAACAAUAUCGAUGGGGCCAUCAUUGAAAAGCGGAUCAAAAGUUAGGAAAAGUGGAUCAAAAGUUCACGAACCAGACGAGCACCCUCCCCAAUAUAUUUCUUAA